AUGAAUGUCGUUAAAGUAAAUUAUGCACAGUUUAAUGUUUUGGACGGUGAUAUAGACAGCCUCGUAGAUUUGACGAACAACAGUUGUAGUUGUAGAAAGUUUAAGCUUGAGCAGCUACCUUGCAAGCAUGUAGUUGCAGUUUGCCGCUUCUUGAAAGUAAAUGUAUACUCGAAGGCUUCUCUGUAUUACACUCAGAAACCCUGGAUGGAUGCUUAUUCUGAUAGCAUCUACCCGGUACAGCCUCACGGAAUGUGGGAUAUUCCUGAAGAUGUUCGAAGUCGAGUUGUGCUGCCUCCCCUGGCAAGGGUCAUGCCAAGCAGACGAAAGAAGAUAAGAAUUCCCUCGCAAGGAGAGGGCACCAUUACAAACAAGUGCUCAAGGUGCGGUUCCGCAGGCCACAAUAAAAGCACCUGUAAAAACAAUAUUCCAUUGCACAAUGUAUCUUAG
This is a messenger RNA of Prunus dulcis (almond), 447 nucleotides long. RefSeq lists its product as uncharacterized. The record is from RefSeq and is a predicted model, not a curated record. The transcript has a single exon. Lineage: Eukaryota; Viridiplantae; Streptophyta; Magnoliopsida; Rosales; Rosaceae. Gene Ontology annotation, molecular function: nucleic acid binding; zinc ion binding. Bases 1 to 447 code for a protein of 148 amino acids.